Messenger RNA from Gorilla gorilla gorilla (western lowland gorilla), 4649 nucleotides. It is a transcript of the gene RIMKLA, whose product is annotated as ribosomal modification protein rimK like family member A. The transcript has 5 exons. Bases 170 to 1345 code for a protein of 391 amino acids. NCBI's taxonomy places the organism in Eukaryota, Metazoa, Chordata, Mammalia, Primates, Hominidae. Gene Ontology annotation, molecular function: metal ion binding; N-acetyl-L-aspartate-L-glutamate ligase activity; ATP binding. The record is from RefSeq and is a predicted model, not a curated record. Gene Ontology annotation, biological process: protein modification process. Gene Ontology annotation, cellular component: cytoplasm.
CCGGGCGGAUUCGCUGGGUCAGGGCUGCAGAGGCGCCUGGCGCACCCGCGGGAGCGGAGCCGUGGCGCGCUCGCCCCGGACGCCGGCCGCCCCUCCGCUCGCCCUACUGAGCGAGCGGCCCGGGGCGCCGAGGGGUCCGCGCCGCUCGGGGCGCACCGCCCUGGCCGCCAUGUGCUCCCAGCUCUGGUUCCUGACGGACCGGCGCAUCCGCGAGGACUACCCGCAGGUGCAGAUCCUGCGCGCCCUCCGGCAGCGCUGCUCCGAGCAGGACGUGCGCUUCCGGGCGGUGCUUAUGGACCAGAUCGCCGUCACCAUCGUCGGCGGCCACCUCGGCCUCCAGCUAAACCAGAAGGCCCUCACCACCUUCCCGGAUGUGGUGCUUGUACGGGUACCCACACCCUCAGUGCAGUCAGACAGUGACAUCACUGUCCUGCGACACCUGGAGAAGCUGGGCUGCCGGUUGGUCAAUCGCCCACAGAGCAUCUUAAAUUGCAUCAACAAAUUCUGGACGUUCCAAGAACUGGCUGGACAUGGGGUCCCCAUGCCAGACACCUUCUCCUAUGGUGGGCAUGAAGACUUUUCAAAAAUGAUUGAUGAAGCUGAGCCCCUGGGCUACCCAGUCGUGGUGAAGAGCACACGAGGCCACCGGGGAAAAGCUGUUUUUCUGGCAAGAGAUAAACAUCACCUCUCUGACAUCUGCCAUCUGAUCCGCCACGAUGUGCCCUACCUGUUCCAGAAGUACGUGAAGGAGUCCCAUGGAAAGGACAUCCGGGUGGUGGUGGUAGGGGGCCAGGUCAUAGGCUCUAUGCUUCGCUGCUCCACUGAUGGACGGAUGCAGAGCAACUGCUCUCUCGGUGGCGUGGGCGUCAAGUGUCCGCUGACAGAACAAGGCAAGCAGUUGGCUAUUCAGGUGUCCAACAUCCUAGGCAUGGACUUCUGUGGCAUUGAUCUCCUUAUCAUGGACGAUGGCUCCUUUGUGGUGUGUGAGGCAAAUGCUAAUGUCGGCUUCCUAGCCUUCGACCAGGCAUGCAACUUAGAUGUGGGUGGGAUCAUUGCAGACUAUACCAUGUCCUUGCUGCCAAAUAGGCAGACUGGAAAGAUGGCUGUCCUCCCAGGACUGUCGAGUCCGAGGGAGAAGAACGAGCCGGAUGGCUGUGCUUCAGCUCAGGGAGUUGCAGAGAGCGUCUAUACCAUCAACAGUGGGUCUACCUCUAGCGAAAGUGAGCCUGAACUGGGAGAGAUCCGGGAUUCCUCAGCAAGCACAAUGGGGGCCCCACCCUCCAUGCUGCCCGAACCUGGCUACAACAUUAACAACAGGAUUGCUUCUGAGUUAAAACUUAAGUGAAUUCCUGCUUUUUGGCAGCAUUUAAACCAAAUCCUACUGCUUCCCUAGUAGUUUUGAGUGAAUAAAAUCUGGACUAAUGUGAUUUCAUUUGCACAGAAACUAGAAAUCCCAUCUGGGCACUCAGCAUUUUUUCUAACGAUGAUUUAAGCAAAUGGCCUAGCUUUGUGGUUUUUACAAAGACAAAUAUAAAAACACUCACAAGAACAACGUCCCGACUGAUCAAUAUGAGACUGAUGUCUGCUGUGAGCACGUGGAUAUUACGGCUGACUCUAAGGCACUGACUCUGCUGUUGCUUCUGACUUUUAGCAGUAGAACCCAUUAGCUCAAAAUGGCUCUUGGAAUUAUGUACUCAAAAGCAACCACGGGAUGGAAGCAUGUGCAGAUGAGGUGGAAUGUGACUGCAGUAAUAGGUUCUUCACUAAGUGUGUGUGUGAUGCUUGGAAAAUACACAGUUCAAACACUAUUAGAGGAUCGAUCUCUGCUCCCCAUCAAUCACCAUCUUGACCAUAUUUCUCCGACACUCAGGAUAUGGUGUUUUAGGGAGCUUCCUCAUUAGCAUUUUCAAUGAAGCACUUUGUAGAAAGUGAGAUUGAACGUUCUUUGACUUCACAGGUUGGCAAAUGUCCUGCUUUGUAACUGGGCCUUUCUACAAAUUGCUUUGCCACUCUGAAUUUAUAGACCCUGCUUCAACUAACGUCAGCUCUAGCAGCUUCUUGCACCUUUGCUGCCUUUGGCCUCAGCUGGAAAUGCACUUCAAUGAGCUAGUGGCCACUCAGUUUAUUUCUUAAGCGUGCACUAGAAUCUAACACCAUGGACUUUCUUUUUCAAUGGACUCUGUUCACUUGUCAUCCAGAAGCCAGUGGGUUUUUACCAUAGAAAGCUACUUGGAGAUCAUCAUUCUUCCCCUCCUCUACUGAAACUUUGUGUACUGCUUAGCUGUAGGGGGUUUUCUUGUAUGAGUGGGUGUUGGAGGUCUAUUGAGUAGAUGGGAGCCAUUGGAAACACUCCAAUCCCCUUGAAACUCUACUUUUAUCUAGGAUCCAGACACCUGUCCUUACCCACUUUUCCAAACGGGGAAGACUCAGGUAUCAGGAAUUACCCAUUGCACAUUUUGCGGGGGGGCUAAUGUAGACAUGACACCAAGUGCUUUUCAUUUUAAUUCGCUAAGCAGUAGAUGAGAUCUUUCCCUUGGGAGAAAUCACAGAGAUGGAGUUUUCCAUUUCUGCUUAUAUGAAAUAUGACUGAAAAUGAACAAAGCCACCUUUUUAACCAAAUACACUAGAACAUAUGCACUCAAGAGUUAGCAUAAUUGGAGUUAUUUUCUUGAUGUUGCAUGUGCCAAGAACACUUAGGGUUCCCCUUUGGGAUUACCUUUGAAGCCAUGCAAGGCAAGAGGCCUCGCAACUUUAUAGUCAGACCUUGUGUUUUAUCCAACCCCUCCUCCUGCCCACCAAGAUAAUCCUGAGCUUCAUCACCCAUUUUAUUUAGCAGACUUAUUUUCUAAUGCUCUUUAGCUGUUAAAAAAAAAAUCAUUCCUCAAAAAAUAGAUCUACCCUUAAAGGACAAAGAUUUACCAACACUGAAGACCCUUACAAGUUGACAGUUUCUAAAGAGGGUUCUAGGAAUGUUCUGUGUAAGGUCAGCUUCACUGGAAUAAACAUACAUCUUCCCAAGGUGACUACUUCAAAGGCAACACUACCCAUUCGGGUGCAGAAAUUACCGUACUUACUCUGCCAUAAAUGUAAAAUGUGUAUAAAGUUAAGCUAUUGCAUUUUUUCGUAACACAUUUAAAUAGAAAUUGGCUUUUAAAGUAUUGUAGUUAAAACCAGAUCUCACCAAGUAAUAGUUGUGCAAUUGACAAAUGUUUGGUGCCAUGUAAUGGAGAUGUCACACUACACAGUUGUAGUUUAAAUGCAGUCCAACAUAAGGUGCAUGCCACUGAACUGUAACCCUAGUAAUGUGUCUUGUACAGUUGAAAAAUAAUACUUCACCUUUAUAUAGGUUAAGAUAUGUACCUUAUCUUUACCACUCAGGGUGGCUUUAAAAGACGGACAGCUUUAGGUUUGUUCUCACUGGAACUGGUUACACUUUCUGUGCAAACUUAACCAAGUGAUGAUCGUCUGGAAGCUGCAUUCCCUCAUUUCCACUGUUUGGUGUGAAUCUAGUCUCCCCACUUUAUCUGAAAGGAGGCUAGCAGGGCCCCAGCCUGAGCAGAGCAGCUAGAGAGUGCUUCCAGAUUCCUUUGCCAAAGGAGGCCCAUUUUCCAGCUGUGAGUGACAUCUGUAGUCAUUGGCUUCAUUGCCUGGCACUAGCCCUGUCUAGAAGUGGAGAAAGCUGGAUCACAGCUGGACCACAACCAGCCCCAAUCCAGGAUUUCCCAUACCAUGCUGGCUGUGGACUCUGUGAGCCUCAGCCAGGUGGCCAGGCUAUACUUCUCACAGCUGGCCACAGGCCUGCUGAAGGAACAUGGGGUGUAGAGCCAGAGCCUGGUUCUGGUUCUCCGCUUGAACAGCUGACCUUGUGCAAUCACAGGAACUCUGCAUCUCCAUGAUUCACUCAGAUAGAGAAAAUGCCUCCUUUGUUUACCUCUUUGAGGCUGAAGUAAGUGAGACUGGUGCAUGUAAAUUAAUGGUAGUAGAGCACCUCCCACAUCUGAUUUUAUAACAGUUUCCCAUCACUCCUUAAAGAAAAAGGUCAGGCCGGGCAUGGUGGUUCACGCCUGUAAUCUCAGCACUUCGGGAGGCCGAGGCGGGCGGAUCAUGGGGUCAGGAGAUCGAGACCAUUCUGGCUAACACAGUGAACAAAAAAUUAGUCGGGCAUGAUGGCGGGCGCCUGUAGUCCCAGCUACUUGGGAGGCUGAGGCAGGAGAAUUGCUUGAACCUUGGAGGUGGAGGCUGCAGUGAGCUGAGGUUAUGCCACUGCACUCCAGCCUGGGUGACAGAGCGAGGCUCCGUCUCAAAAAAAAAAAAAAAGCCACACAUUCUUGGCAUUAGCACACCAAACAGUGGUAGGGACCCUGAGAAAGGAAUGCAGCUUCUCAGAGGCCUCACUUCCAGCCAGGGAAACUUAAGACCUGAAAGGAAUAAGGCUCUUUGUGUAUUCAGACAGCCUUCUGGAUGUAUCGUAUAUAACCUGAAACUCUCCACUCUUGUAUACCAACUAACAAAGUCUUCCUUAUGUAACAUAGAUUGCAGUGUCUGUAUAUGGUCUUCCCAUUAUCUGGUAGUAGCAUCUUGAAACUGGUCAAAACUUGAAUGCCAAUAGCUCAGUCACUCAGAAUAUAUGAUUCUGCACUUGGGAAAAA